Molecule: messenger RNA, 4180 nt
Organism: Drosophila montana
Lineage: Eukaryota; Metazoa; Arthropoda; Insecta; Diptera; Drosophilidae
Exons: 6
Coding region: 34-3717 (1227 amino acids)
Biological process (GO): multicellular organism development; positive regulation of kinase activity; protein phosphorylation
Cellular component (GO): signaling receptor complex; plasma membrane
Molecular function (GO): ATP binding; transmembrane receptor protein tyrosine kinase activity
Source: RefSeq, a predicted model, not a curated record
UUGUUUUUAGAUAGCUUUACAAUUGAUACAGCUAUGGGAUUUGGUAUUGGUCUUCAGGUGACAAAUAGAUCGACGCAUCAGGUGAUGACGCGCAUAUUUUAUAUGUUUCUGACGGAGGUUCUCAAUUAUAAAGAUGUUCAAAUCAUUCCCAUACAUUACACAAAUGCAUCGGAUCCUCAUAAUCCGUUGUACACAUUGGAUUAUGUAAGGAGCUACAAACGGUUACAUAAUAUAGCUAUGAUCAAUUUGGAGGUGUGGAUGCCCUACAGUGUAUAUAAGAAUUCGCACGACAACAUCUUCAGUGCCGGAGCGUCUAUAACUCCGGGUCGAUUUAGUUGGUUUGUGCCCAAAUCACAAAUUUCGACUGACACAAAGAACUGCAGCUUGCAUUACGAGGUCUUCAGAGAUAUAAAUAAUGAACAUUAUUCUCUUUACACAUUGGAUGAAAAAAUUACUCAGUUACUGAGAAAUAGAAGUGUUGAGGAAUAUAUAAAUCCGAACUGUGCCAUUAUCAAAUGCGCUACGCUUUUGGCAGAAUGGCGCAAUGAUUCAUAUUUUAUUGAAUAUCAUUUGACGGAGAGCUUUCUAAAUGUUAUUUGGCUGGGAUUCGAAUUCAAAGAUACGAUUACGAAGUUGGCCAAAAUAUAUGAGACAGAUUACCCACAGGGACAAAAAAGAUUUAUAGUCUUACAUUGGGUACCGUCGGAAAUAAUUGACGCCGAAAUAAAAUUCACCCAAAUAACAUUGCCCAGAUGCGAAGACUUUAAAUACUUGCAAAGCUCCAAUUGCCGAUACGAACUAACUCCGAUUCUCAAAUACUACGCACGAAGCUUGUCUUCGGAUAGACAAUUGAUGCAUGCGCUUCGGGCAUUCUACAUAUCAGACAAGGACCUCGAGAACAUUCAAAAGGACUUGAGUAUUCAGAGAAUGAAUUCAAUGGAUACUGAAGUAAUUUAUGAUAAUGUUGCCUGCAAUUGGCUGCGACAGAAUAAUAAGACAUACGGCAACUGGAUACUGCCCAAAAAGGUGACAACCUUAUCGAUUGGUGGCAUAUUCCCAAUCAAUAUCACGGAUCGCGGACAUUUGAAUAUAAUUGGGGCAUCGCAAAAAGCAGUCGAUGCAAUCAACAGAAAUACAACAAUAUUGCCAGACUUUCAUCUGGAAAUAAUGAUUAACGACGGACAGUGCAAGUCGGAUAUGGUGAUGAAGGCAUUUAUACAUUAUUACAAUGUACCCAAUAUGCUGGGCGUAUUGGGACCUGCCUGCAGCGAAACUGUGGAGCCCAUAGCUGGAAUUUCGAAACAUUUGAAUAUGAUGGUGAUGUCGUAUUCGGCGGAAGGCGCUUCGUUUGUCGAUCGAAAUGCGUAUCCGUACUUCUUUCGCACCAUUGGGUCCAAUAGCGAAUAUGUUGAUGCGUAUAUAGAAAUAAUGCAACAACUCGGCUGGAUUCGGGUCUCGACUCUGACCGAAGACAGCCAACAAUACACGGAGUAUAUGUCGCGCCUGGAGAGCAAGCUAAGACUUCAUAAUUUCACGCUGGCUUUUAGUCGGAAGGUUCAAAGCGAUAUCACAGCUGCCGAUAUGAGAGAGCACUUGGGUAAAUUAAAAGAAGCUCACUCGAGGAUCAUUAUAGCCGAGCUUCAAAGCGGCAAUGCUGCUGUUGCCGUGUGCGAGGCUAUUAAAUUGGGUAUGACCCAGGUGGAAAAUUAUGUCUGGUUUUUGCCUUCAUGGCUUUCGAAGGACUUUCAAAUGUGGAGCAAUAAAGUGAGCAAUCGAUGCACGGCCGAGCAGCUGCGAAAUGCGAUCGAAGGCCACUUUAGUAUGAGGCACACGCCUUUCGGCGCGCCAAAUGCAAAAAUGCAGGAGGGAAUUUCUAUAAGCUCUUGGCUGAGCUCUUAUAGGAGCGAGUAUCCAAAGUUUUCGAAUUAUGUUGGAUUCGUUUACGAUGCGAUAUGGGCCUAUGCUAUUGCAGCACAUAAAUUAUUGCAGACAGAUUCGUAUGCAAUUAACAAACUAAGAUCUAAGGAAUUUGCUAGCCAGUUCGCCAAACGCAUUUGGGAGACCAAUUUUGAUGGUUUGUCCGGCAACGUGAGAUUCGGAGAAGGCGAAUUCGGUGGCUCACGUAUAAUUGAUCUGGAUAUUUUACAAUGGAAAAAUCGAACUUACGUGAAAGUUGCCAAUUUCAAGCCUAAAGUUGAGGGCAGAGGAGCAAACGUGCAUAUAAGCGGAGGAAAUUUAACACGUUUGCCAAGUGGAGUGUUUCCGGGUGAGGUGCCAGAAGAUGGCAGAUACGAUUGUCGAUUUUCGGGCUUAGCCCGUUUUUUGCAUGUGAAUUGUGAGGUGUCCUCGAUGAUAUUCAGCAUUUCCAUGUGCCUGCUGGUAAUUGUGCUGAUGUCCCUAGUUUCGUUUUACUUUUGGAAACAGCGAUAUGACCGCAAAGUGCGGCGAUCAGCGCAGAUAAUGAAAAUGUUCGGCAUCGACUUAAUUUCUCCAUCGCGUAAUAAAAUCAAUACCUUGGACAAAUGGGAGGUGCCAAAGGAGAACGUUGUGGUCAAUCGGCGAUUGGGCGAGGGCGCAUUCGGCACGGUCUACGGCGGGGAAGCCCGGCUGGGCUCGGACGACUGGACAGCUGUGGCCGUAAAGACGCUCAAGGCUGGGGGCGCCACCGAGGACCGAUUGGAUUUCUUGGCCGAGGCAGAAGCUAUGAAGAAAUUGAAUCACAAAAAUAUUAUAAAACUUUUGGGCGUCUGUUUGCAAAGCGAGCCAAUUUAUACGAUAAUGGAGUUCAUGCUAUAUGGCGAUUUGAGAACCUACCUUUUGGCCAGAAGAAACAUGGUUAAUGAAAAAAUAACCGAUGAAUCUGACAUCUCAUCAAAACGGCUGACCAUGUACGCCAUGGACGUAGCCCGGGGCUUGGCAUAUCUUGCCGAGCAAAAAUAUGUGCAUCGUGAUAUUGCGUGCAGAAAUUGUUUGGUUAAUUCUCAGCGAAUCGUUAAAAUAGGCGACUUUGGCAUGGCCAGACCGACUUUUGAAAGCGAUUAUUAUUGCUAUAACCGAAAAGGUGUCCGAAAACUGUUCCCAGUGCGCUGGAUGCCGCCGGAAACGCUGUCAUUGGGUAUAUUUACGCAUGCUUCGGAUAUUUGGUCAUUUGGGGUUGUACUUUUCGAAGUCAUUUCAUUUGGAUCGUAUCCCUAUCAGGACUUGACAAACAAUCAGGUUCUUGACUUUGUAAAGGCUGGCAAUACUCUGCAAAUUCCGAGCGGUGUCAAGCCACAGUUGGAGGGUCUUCUAAAGGCUUGUUGGAGCCAGGAUGCCAGUAAGCGUCCCACAGCCUUGGAGAUCAUUGAUUAUAUAUCUACCUAUCCGCGACUGCUGACUCCGUCCCAUGACUUUCCCGGGACGGCGGUUCACUUGCCAGAGUCCGAUUGCGACGAAGUGGAACUUUUACCGACUUGCCGUAAGAUUUCACCACCAAAUCACGAAUCCAAAUUGGACAUUUUUGCUCCACAAAAGAAAGGUUCUGGCAAUACGCUAGAAUUUAAUGCAAUUAGCGAUGAUAAAUUAUCAGAUUUCGUAGAAAAUGGCGAAUCUGGUGCGGUAAGUGUGCCUCUCAGUAGUAAUGGUUCCUUUUCCCCUACCACGCCAGAUGGAUAUAGCAUAAUGUCUCCGCUCUUAAUGCAUCAAGUCGAUGCAGGUUCCAAAACUACAAAAACAUAGAUUAUAUGUUGAUAAUUGACAAAACUUCGGAAUUUUUAAGUCGCAAAAGUUGUUAUUUUUAAAUUAUAAGAAUAAGAACAUGUAAACAUAUAUAUGACUGACUCUGUCAGGAUUUGGGACAAAUAUUAUACUUCUCUUAAGCUUGAAAUCAAAACUCAACAAAAAACAUUUGGAUUUGUUGGUGUUCUUUUGAAGAAUUGUUAUACAAGCUAUUACCCUAUCUUUUUUUUUAAAAAACUCGCCUGGGAUUCUAAUCAGAAUCACAUUGUUUACUUGCUGAAAAAAAAUCUUCAAGAUUUCUUAGAAAUACAACGUAAAAAGGUUGCUAAAGACAGAACAUUUUGCUGCAUAGCAUAGUUAAUUUAAGCAUACAAACAUUUUUCAGAAAUGCCUGUAUAUACAUUUAUGUAAGUACUGAAAGUUAAGUCUACCAUUUAUAUAUUAAUUAUUUAUAUCAUAAAUA